Molecule: messenger RNA, 1715 nt
Organism: Stegodyphus dumicola
Lineage: Eukaryota; Metazoa; Arthropoda; Arachnida; Araneae; Eresidae
Product: pituitary homeobox x-like
Biological process (GO): anatomical structure morphogenesis; regulation of transcription by RNA polymerase II
Cellular component (GO): nucleus
Molecular function (GO): RNA polymerase II cis-regulatory region sequence-specific DNA binding; DNA-binding transcription factor activity, RNA polymerase II-specific
Source: RefSeq, a predicted model, not a curated record
UCUUCCGGCAGGAUGGUGGGAGGGUGGAGAUGUGUUCGCAGCGGAAGUGUCGCUGCCGAUCUCUGUAAACAACGGCCAAUGGUCUCGCGUGCGGGUUUGCUCACGGCAAGGGUGGACGCUCGGACUCUCGAUGGACCCUUUAAACGACUCUCUGUGUCUUCAGGACUUGGUAGGAGGCCUCCAGCAACAGCCGCACCACGAGGCGGCUAUGACUUCACACAUGGGCUCCCUAGUUGGGCCUGUGCCCGUCCCCGCACAGCCACUCACUGUAUGUUCCUCCUUGCAUGCGAUGACACAUCACAGGUUGGACAACAACGCUAUGAGCAUGCACGGACAGCCACCUUCGACGGGAAGUGACCAUAAGAAAAGAGAUUCCAGCCACCACCACCACCCGUCCGGCGAGAAACUUCGAGGUGGCGGUGAUGGAGGAGGGGGUGGUGGAGGGGAGAGCGGGGAAAACUCCGGUGGGGAUGAAGGAGACCCCAAAAAGAAGAAAAGACAGAGGCGGCAGAGGACUCAUUUCACAAGCCAACAGUUGCAAGAGUUGGAGGCCACUUUCGCCAGGAACAGAUAUCCGGACAUGUCCACUCGAGAGGAGAUUGCGAUGUGGACGAAUCUCACAGAAGCACGUGUUAGGGUCUGGUUCAAGAAUCGAAGAGCAAAAUGGAGGAAACGUGAAAGAAAUGCUGCGGCCGAGCUAAAGAACGGCUUCGGUAGUCAGUUCAAUGGUCUUAUGCAACCUUUUGAUGAUGGUUUGUAUCCAGGCUAUUCCUCGGGAUACAAUUGGGCGGCCAAGGUGCCUAGUCCUCUGGGCGGCAAGAGCUUCCCUUGGCCCUCUCUUAAUUCCGUCAACCCUUUAGGACAAUGUUUCAACCCAUCCACGCCUCCAGGCAUCUCCACCGCCAGUAUUGUGCCAUCCGUCAGUAUGGCAGCGGGGGCAAGCAGCGCGGCCGCUCCUUGUCCUUACGCCACACCUACACCUCCUUACGUUUACAGAGAACAGUGCCCUACUAUGACCUCCAGUAUAGCUUCGCUUAGGCUGAAAGCGAAGCAACAUACGGCUGCUGGGUUUGGAACUUACGCAGGUGGGGUGUCUCCUCGCCAGACACCAACGUUAUCACCCUGCCAAUAUGCCGCUGUUGAAAGACCUGCUGUAUAGUACCCAACCACACUAUAUGCACAGCAUUCCUGUAAGCCCAGAACUAGAAGUAAAUGUGAAUUUAUUCUUCGCUUCUCAUAUGACAGACACGUAAAAUGUGCAAGAAAAACGCAAAUUACUUCCUUUAAGUAUCCGGAUACAAAAGAUACUCAUUUGCGAAGUUUCUAUUGAGUGACAGGCAUCCUGUUAGAAACAAAGAAUUUACUGACCAUUCUUAUGACCAUUGAGCAAAAUGUACAGUAUGAUAAAAUUACCAUAUACACACUUCGAAGAAUAUUUCAUGCACAAUACUCACGAAGAAGAGCCACAAAUUGUUGAAUGAGGAUUUAAGAACUUCAAUUUAUAGUGGAUAUGUUGGACAUUCUCAAAAGCCUAUAUUCAAAUAUGGUUGCCAAAUGGAAAUGCUGUUAUUAUUAUUAGUAUGUCCAUUUGCUUAGUAAGUUUUAUGAUCCAAGAUAAAACAGAAUUCAUGAAUUGUUAUUGCUGCAAAAAAACUUUCUUUUUAAAUGAAGGAAAUGUAUCGAGUUUUAGUGAACUAAUUUUAAGCUUUAAAAUG